Thermochaetoides thermophila DSM 1495 is the source of this 594-nucleotide messenger RNA. RefSeq names its product guanylate kinase-like protein. The transcript has 5 exons. The record is from RefSeq and is a predicted model, not a curated record. Gene Ontology annotation, biological process: purine nucleotide metabolic process. The coding region runs from base 1 to 594 and encodes 197 amino acids. Gene Ontology annotation, cellular component: cytosol. NCBI's taxonomy places the organism in Eukaryota, Fungi, Ascomycota, Sordariomycetes, Sordariales, Chaetomiaceae. Gene Ontology annotation, molecular function: GMP kinase activity.
AUGGCUCGUGUCGUUCGUGAUACCCGUCCUAUCGUUAUCUCUGGUCCGUCAGGAGUCGGCAAGGGGACCCUCUAUGGCCUGCUCUUUCAGCGCCACCCCGACACCUUCACUCUUUCCGUUUCCCACACCACAAGGCCACCGCGUCCCGGGGAGCAAGAUGGCGUUCACUAUCACUUUGUGACCAGGGAGGCCUUCUUGGAACUCAAAGCUAAAGACGGCUUUGUUGAGAGUGCCCAGUUUGGAGAUAACCUCUACGGAACUUCGAAGGCUACCAUCGAGGAACAAAUGGCCAAGGGCAAGACUGUGAUCCUGGAUAUUGAGAUUGAGGGUGUUAAGCAGAUCAAGGCUUCCGGCUUCCCUGCUCGGUUCGUUUUCAUUGCUCCUCCUUCUGAAGAGGAGCUGGAACGCCGCCUGCGCGGUCGCGGAACCGAAAAGGAAGAGGCCAUCCAAAAACGCCUGCGCCAAGCUAAAGUUGAGCUUGAGUACUCUAAGGUCCCUGGUAUGCACGACAAGAUUAUCGUCAAUGAUGAUUUGGAAAAGGCGUAUAAGGAACUUGAGGAUUUCGUUUUUGCAGAGCCACUGACGAACCUUUAA